This is a messenger RNA of Cladocopium goreaui, 1497 nucleotides long. NCBI's taxonomy places the organism in Eukaryota, Dinophyceae, Suessiales, Symbiodiniaceae. The record is from the annotation of a GenBank genome assembly.
AUGGUCAGCGCCUACCUGCGUCGUGCGCACCACCUGGAGCCGGCCGGGAAGGAACGCAUCUUUUGCUUCGAUGGACCUGAUGAGCACAUCCGCAGGGCCUUGCUAGCACAAGAGCCCCCCUGGGUGGAGAAUCAGAUGGCCACCUCCAAGAUUUUCCACUUGAAAUGGACGGUGUCGGAUUGUGAGGAUGACUACCGCUAUCUUCAGGAGGGCAUGCUCUUCAAUCACUUCCAAAGGAAUCGUGAGUUAACCACGAAAGUGGGGCUCACCAACAACUUGCGGAGGUUUAGUUGCGAGGGCCCGGUGGAUGUGGAUCGCUUCUUUCCCCGCUCCUACGACAUGAGCUCAGCGAGCGAAGUGCAGGACUUUGUGUUGGACUUCCGCCGCUGCGCCGCGCUGGGCGUGUUGCGGCAACACUUGCGCUUGGCCAACUGGGCGGAGGAAAGGCGCAGGCUGAUGGAGCACCUGAACAUGGACGGAGUGGUGGAUGGUAGCUGCUACGUUUGCAACGUCAACGUGCUUAGGAUUGCGGUGAAGGCCAUGCUCCACUGGUUGGAGGAUUUGGAUGGCACCUUCUUUGAGGACGAAGACCAACGACUGGGCGCCCGACCUCACCUCUACACCCAGGAGUGGGACGCUCUGGUGUGCUACAGCGAACUCACCGACGCAGAGCUCUGUGGUGAGGAUGGUGAGGAGCGUAAGCGGAAGCAACGUGGCAGCUAUUCAGCCUCCGGCAUGGCGAUCCCCUCUCCAACAAGGAGCCCUUGGCGCGGCGCCCGUGCAGAGAACCAUCAGAGGUGGCCUGAGUUUUACCAGCACCACUGGGGCGAGCCCCCUGCGAACCUGCGGCAGCAUGCGGAGGAGACCCUGAAGCUUUUGGAGGCACGGUGGCCCCAGAUCUCUGCGCAGGGGCCCAUGAACGUUUGGGUGGUGAAGCCUGGGAGCAGUUCCAAGGGCUCCGGGGUCCUCUGCAUGGAUUCGCUACCAGAGGUGUUGCACCACUGCAAGACCACCUCAAACCGAAUCGUGCAGAAGUACAUUGAACGACCCUUGCUGCUCUUCAGCGGUCGGAAGUUCGAUCUGCGACAGUGGGUGAUGGUACGCUCUUUUCGACCACUGAAGGUCUACAUGUUCUCCUCGUGCUAUUUGCGCUUGUGCAACGAGCCCUACGAUUUGGGAGAUUUGGAGAACCGGCAGCGGCACAUCUCCAAUUGGUCGGUGAACAAGCGCGGCAAGCACGUCUCGGACGGCGCGGUGGCUUCGCUGGACGAAUUCCAGGAGGUGCUGGAGAUGAUGACGGGCCAGCGCAGCUACUGGGAAGAAGAACUGAUCCCGCAGUUGAGGACCUGCAUCGUCCAGACCCUACAGGCUGUGCAGCCCAAUAUCAUUCAGAGGUCUGAAAGCUUCGAAGUCUACGGCUUCGACUUUUUGAUCGGCGAAGACUUGAAGCCCUGGCGCCCUGGACUGGAGCAUGGGCGCCAUUGCUUCGAAGGGUGA